Molecule: messenger RNA, 6088 nt
Organism: Anolis carolinensis (green anole)
Lineage: Eukaryota; Metazoa; Chordata; Lepidosauria; Squamata; Anolidae
Product: zinc finger protein 420-like
Exons: 5
Coding region: 3159-5915 (918 amino acids)
Biological process (GO): regulation of transcription by RNA polymerase II
Molecular function (GO): RNA polymerase II cis-regulatory region sequence-specific DNA binding; DNA-binding transcription factor activity, RNA polymerase II-specific
Source: RefSeq, a predicted model, not a curated record
AAGGCCUGGAGUGCGGAAAGAGCUUUUGCCAGAAAAAACGCCUCCCUUAUUGCCCUUCAUCCAAACCACAAGGAGACUGAACUACUGUAAUAGAGAAGGGUGACUUUAAAACAGUAUUUCUUUGUUUUUCCCUUUUUGGGAAUGACUGAAAAUUUUUUAAAACUUUCUUUCUGAACAAACUGGCUUCUUUUGGUGAAAUAUCCAAAAAUGAUCCACCCAGAGGGAAAGUGUCCUUGCAAUACAGCAAGGGAACCACUGACCCCAUAGGGAAGCUGAUGAAGAAACACAAUAUACAAACCAUCAACAGACCCACGAAGAAAAUCCAACAUAUGCUAACCUUCAGCAAAGGACAAGAGGGAUCCUCUCACCUCUGCAGAAGUCUAUCGUAUACCGUGUAGCUGUGGACAAGUCUACUUAGUGAUCACCAAACAUAGCAUUGCCCAAACACAAAUCAAGGAACGUGAAAGGCACUGCAGAUUAACUUAGCCUGAGAAGUCAGCCAUAGCAGAGCACUUGAUGAACCACUCUGACAACUACCAUGUCGGACUACACAGAAAAGCCAUUGAUAUCCACAAGCAUGUGGAAAAUUUCAACAAAAAGGAGGAAACAAUAAAAAUGAACAAAAUAUGUCUACCGGUAUUUUAAAAACUCUAAAAUCAGGAUGGUAAAUAAAGAGCAAGACUCAAAACGUAAGGGAAUACCAGACAAUAAUUAAUCAGGGACAUCAAACACCUCCCCACAAAAGAUUCCCCCUAGCAACAACCAGCCAGGCCUUGAAACUGCAGGCCAUUAAAAUGCUAAUCAAGGUGGCAAAUUGCAACAUUCACACGUACCUCAAGCAGACAAGGGUUCUUUUCCCCACCCUGGACAUUCCACAGAUAUAUAAACCUCACUCACUUAUUUUCCAACAGACACCUCAACUUCUGAGGAUGCGUGCCAUAGAUGUGGGCUAUGGAGAGAAUGCUCCUGGAACAUGACCAUACAGCUCAGAAAACUCACAACAACCCAUUAAAGAAAAAGUUACUAAAAAUAAGACAGAAGACAAGAAGAAGCUUCAGGCUAGACAAGAUUCAUGGCCAGGUAUAUGGAGUAUAUGUUGGGAGUCCCCCUUUUCUCUCCACAAAGGAGACACAAAGCAACUGUUCCCUUUGCUCUUCUUCUAUGAGCAUGGAAAGAUGUCUAUCAUGGGUAAGAUGGAUAGCUUGGCCCUGCUAACUUUCCUAUCUAUUUAUGUUCUUUGAAUAAAGUCUUCUUUGUAAGCUUGACUCUUCUCCUGAAUUGCUUAAGCUCAGUCUCUCUAUUGCUUGUACCAGAUGGUUCUGAUUUGCUGAACUGCUGCAACAGUUGUUGUUGCUGAUUAUGUAUAUGUAUGUUUUAAUAUUAGUAUUUAAUAUUCUAACCCUUCCUUAUACUUUUUCGAAUUCUUUCAGUCCCUGGCCAAACUUCUAUUGGACUUCCAGAAUCUUCUCCCUUUCUCUCCCUGCUCAGCUUUUCUCACCCUGCUAUACUCUUAUUUAUGCAGGCCAAAAUCCCAUUGGCUUUUUUGCCACCACAUCACAUCGUUGGCUUAUGUUUAACUUGUUGUCCACAAAAACUCCCAAUAUCAUUUUCAUGCGUACUGCUCUCGAGCCAGGCAUCUCCCAUUCUGUAUCUUUGCAUUUCAGAACAUGGCCAUAUAGCCUGGAAAACUCACAGCAAUCCAAGAGCACCAUUGGAUUGGGCCAUUGCAUUUAAAUGAUAUUGAUCACCACUGUGUAAAGUUACAAGAAAUGAAAGGAUUUGUCAACCUAAGGUUCUUCAAAACCAAACUCAUCCGCUUCAAGAACCACUGUGAUCCUACAUGGCGGCCUCCCAAAUGUCACCAUGAUUCCUGUGUGAAACUUUAUUAUGUCAUCCAUCCCAACAACCUGUAAUAUGUUCAGAGAAAGGCCACCAAAAAUGGUCAGUUCUAGCAGCCAAACUGGAUUAGAUGUGCAUGUAGUUCCUUUUUGGAGCUCUAAGUGCAUUUGGGGGCUAAAAUCUUGGCCGCAGCAAGCAUAGCCCUCCCAGGAUGCAUCUACACUACAGAGUUAAUGCGGUUUGACAGCACUUUUAAUUGCAAUGGCUCAGAAUUAUGCAAUCCUGGGAGUUGUAGUUUGAUGAGACAUCAGCAUUCUCUGGCAAAGAAGGCUCAAGACAUCGUAAACUCCUGCCCCCAUGAUUCCAUAGCAUUGAACCAGAGCAAUGAAAGUGGCAUCAGGCUGCAUUGAUUCCAGUGUAGAUUCACCCAAGGAUUUUGGAAUCACCUAGGAUGCAUCUGUUCUAUACUGUAAGCAUGUAUGCUGUCUGAUAACACGGAGAGUACCAUUUUUCAGUGUAUGGGAUCCUGGGAUUUGUAGUUUUUUGAGGGGGGGCACCAGCCUUCUUUGGCAGAGAAGGCUAAAGAGCUUGGAGAACUAGAACUCCCAGGAUUCCACAAUAUUGAGCCAGGGCCAUUGAAGUCGUGUUCAACAAGGAAGCUGAGGCAGGAAAAACAGGAGGGGCUCCUUGAUGGAAGGGUGGCUUAUUUCUCUUUUCCAUUGCUGGAAGAUUUAGAGUCCUAAAUAUGUAGCUGUAGCUGAGGGGGGUUAGGGGUUCAAACCCCCACUGAAAUUUUUCAGGUUUAAAAAAAGCCUGUUUUUUCUUGAAUUUUAACUGAUUAACUGGUUUUCUUUUCCAUUGCUGGAAGAUUAGAUGUCCUAACUCUCUGGUUUUUAAAGAAGCAGAUCUAUGCACAAGUUUUUCCAGUGGCUUCUUCCGAAUUCUAGCCUACAGCAUCUGGGAUUCGUUGGUGUCUCCCAUCCAAGUACUACCAGAGCCACCCCUUCUUCGCUUCCAAGUACAGAAAGUGUCUGGUUCCUUUAAGGCAGUGUCCCAAUUUCCAGACUUCCAGAGGUUUUGGACUUCAGCUCCCAGAAGCCUCAUCUUUCUUAGCCAAGGAUUAAAGACUGUGUUGAUUAAAGUCCAAACAUCCAGAGGACCUCAGUGUGGGAACUGCUGCUUUAAGUUAUUCAACCCUCUCCUGUUCCUGGGGAAAUGCCUUGAAAGCAGCAUCUCCCCAUGUCUUGCAAGAGGGAGGUUUUGCUCUAUGGCUUCCAAAGAGUUAAAGCAAAUGAUGUGGAUUCCUAGAGGGGAAGUCAAUGGCCAGUAAUAAGCCUCCUGCAGGCGAGGUCCCUCCUCUUCUGGCCAUGUGGGAAUCUUCCUGGAGGAGGAGGAGUGACUGGGUGAGCCUUGCAGGGCUUGUGGAGGAGGAGAGAGUGUGCCUUCCCAAGAGGGAGAUGGCUCUUCUGCCCAGGCUGGAGCCUGGCUGCAAGGACACAGGGCAGGUGGGAAAGCAAGAAGCCUUAGACCCUGAGCCAAGCACGGACCCUCCUGCCUUUCCUGCUGGGAAUGGAGGGCAGUUCUGGGAAGGAGGCCUUGUGGGGAAGGGGCCGCGGGGAGACAGCCCAUCUUCAGAGGCAGAGCGCCAGAGCUUCAGGCUGUUCACCUACAAGGAGACUUUGGGCCCCCGAGAGGUUUGCAGCCGCCUCCACUCUCUCUGCCGCCUGUGGCUGAAGCCUGAGGAACAUACAAAAGCGGAGAUGCUGGACCUGGUGCUCCUGGAGCAGUUCCUGGCCGUCCUUCCUGCAGAGAUGGAGCGCUGGGUGAGGGAAUGUGGGGCAGAGACCAGUUCCCAGGCCGUGGCUUUGGCUGAAGGAUUCCUCCUGAGUCGGGCAGAAGAGGAGACAGACAAGGAGCAACAGGCACAGGACUUGUGUGCAGAAGUGGGCACUGCAUUGGAAAGGCCUCCCUCCACCUGCAGCCGGAUGCUGGAUUGUGCAGGACAAAGGGAACCUCCCAGAUCCACAAGAGGUGAAUCAGAACCAACACAUACUGGCUUCCCUCUUCCUUUUGAUGUACUCAGCACACAUUCUGUGACACCACAUCAGGUGACCUUCCAAGAGGUGGCUGUGUUUUUCAGUGAUGAGGAGUGGGCCCUGCUGGAUCCGGACCAAAGGGCCUUGCAUCAACAAGUCAUGAAGGAAAAUCUGGAAACUGUGUCCUCUCUAAAAACUCACAGAGAAGGGGAAUCAUCUCAAUACCGGGACUGUGGAGACAAGAAGGAGUUGGGCCUUUCUGGUCAACAAGCAACGUACGCUAAGAGGAAGCCCUUUAAGUGCUUGGUGUGUGGAAAAUUUUUCCGUAAUAAGAAAAGCUUUGCUCGUCAUGAAGCAGUGCACACCGGAGAUAAAAAGUUUAAAUGCUUAGAGUGUGGAAAGGGCUUCAUUCAGAAGGCAAGCCUCACUUCUCAUCAAACUAUUCAUACUGGGGAAAAGCCAUUUAAAUGCUUGGAGUGUGGAAAGAGUUUCACUCAGAAGAUAAGCCUUACCUAUCAUCAAGCUACCCAUACUGGGGAGAAGCCAUUUACAUGCUUUGAGUGUGGAAAGGCCUUCAUUCAGAAGGCAAGCCUCACUUCUCAUCAAACUAUUCAUACUGGGGAGAAUCAAUUUAAAUGCCUGGAGUGUGGGAAGAAUUUCACUCACAAGAAAGGACUCACCUCUCAUCAAGCUACUCAUACUGGGGAGAAGCCAUUUACAUGCUUGGAGUGUGGAAAGGGCUUCAUUCACAAGAAAAACCUGAUUCGUCAUGAAGCAAUUCAUAUUGCGGAGAAACCAUAUACAUGCUUGGAGUGUGAAAAGAGUUUCACUCAGAAGACAGGCCUCACUGAUCAUGAAGCUACUCAUACUGGGGAGAAGCCAUUCAAAUGCUUGGAGUGUGGGAAGUCUUUCAUUGAGAAGAGAAAUCUCACUUCUCACCAAAGAAUUCACUUGGGGGAGAAACCCUUUAAAUGUGUAAAGGGAUGCUUUGCCUCUCACCAGACCAUUCACCCAGGGAAGAAACCCUUUCAAUGCUUGGAGUGUGGGAGAUCUUUUACAGACAAAGGAGGUCUAAUUGCUCAUCAAGCAACACACUCUGGGCAAAAGCCAUUCAAAUGCUUGGAUUGUGGGAAGGGUUUCGUACGGAAGUCAAACCUCACACAACAUCAAAGAAUCCACACUGGGGAAAAAUCCUUUCAGUGUUUGGAGUGUGGAAAGAGUUUCCGUAAUAAGAAAAGCUUUGCUCGUCAUCAAGCAGUGCACACCGGAGAUAAAAAGUUCAAAUGCUUGGAGUGUGGAAAGGGCUUCAUUCAGAAGGCAAGCCUCACUUCUCAUCAAACUAUUCAUACUGGGAAAAAGCCAUUUAAAUGCUUGGAAUGUGGAAAGAGUUUCAGUCAGAAGAUAAGCCUCACCUAUCAUCAAGCUAAUCAUACUGGGGAGAAGCCAUUUACAUGCUUGGAGUGUGGGAAGGGCUUCAUUCAGAAAGCAAGCCUCACUUCUCAUCAAACUAUUCAUACUGGGGAGAAGCCAUUUAAAUGCUUGGAGUGUGGGAAGAGUUUCACUCACAACAAAAGCCUCUCCUCUCAUCAAGCUACUCAUACUGGGGAGAAGCCAUUUACAUGCUUGGAGUGUGGAAAGGGCUUCAUUCACAAGAUAAGCCUCACCUAUCAUCAAGCUACUCAUACUGGGGAGAAUCCAUUUAAAUGCUUGGAGUGUGGAAAGAGCUUCAUUCAGAAGAUAAGCCUGACCCGUCAUUUAGUAAUUCAUACUGGGGAGAAGGCAUAUACAUGCUUGGAGUGUGGAAAGAGUUUCACUCAGAAGACAGGCCUCACCGAUCAUCAAGCAACACACUCUGGGGAGAAGCCAUUCAAAUGCUUGGACUGUGGGAAGGGCUUCGCACGGAAAGCAAACCUUACACAACAUCAAAGAAUCCACACUGGGGAGAAACCAUUUAGAUGUUUGGAGUGUGGAAGAAGUUUCAAACGGAAGAGAGCCCUCCAUCUUCAUCAAAAAACACACACACGGGAAAUAACCCUUUAAAUGCCCGGAGUGCGGAAAUAACUUUUGCCAGAAGAAACACCUCCCUUGUUUUCCCUCAUCCAAGCCUUAUUUAUUUAUCAUUUCAGAAGUGAACCGAGGGUACAAAUUGUAAUGUAUUUGAAAACACAAAGUUUCAAAGACUUGGCAUUAUAAUAAAUGUCCUUUGAUCAAUA